AUGGUAUAUUUAAUUCAUAAUGAGUCUAAACUAAGUAUAACCCAAAGUGCCGUUGCCGGUGGCCUAGCGAGUGCGGUAACAAGAGCAAUAGCACAACCGCUGGACGUUCUAAAGAUAAGAUUUCAACUGCAGCUCGAACCUAUCCAGGAGGGAUCUAAAUAUAGCUCAAUACAACAAGCUGUUAAAUCAAUCGUGAAGGAUGAAGGAGUGUUGACUCUGUGGAGUGGGCAUGUACCUGCUCAAUUUCUUUCAAUAUCAUAUGGAAUAGCUCAAUUCGCAACAUUUGAAAAGUUAACUCAAAUAUAUCGACAUGUAGAUUCAGAGUUUUAUAGUAAUUAUAAACAUUCAAUAAAUUUUUCGAAUGGGGCUAUAGCUGCGAGCAUUGCGACUUUAUUUUCAUUUCCAUUUGACACAGUAAGAACAAGAUUAAUAGCUGAACAGAAAACGAAUAAAGUUUACAAGGGGUUUAUAAAUGCUUUCACAAAUAUUGUUAAAACUGAAGGAUCUGCGGCUUUAUUUAAAGAGAAUAUUUUGAAUGGACUGGAAUUCUUUCAAAGAAGAAAAAACAUUGGUUCAGUUAUAGAAUCUACACUGAUAGCCAAUUUAUUAGCCGGGGGAAUUGCUGGACUGAUUUCCAAAACCGCAAUUUAUCCAUUUGAUGUUGUGAAGAAAAGACUACAAAUACAGGGUUUUCAGCAGCAUAGAGAAUUUUUUGGACGACAAAUGUAUUGUAAUGGAACUCUCCAUUGCAUUAAAUUGACUAUUACUAAUGAAGGUUUUCUAGCACUGUACAAAGGGUACGGACCUAGCAUAUUGAAAGCUAUAUUUGUGUCGGCUUUACAUUUCGCUGUUUAUGAUGAAAUUAAAUAUUUUAUAUUAAGAAUACAGAGUUGA
This is a messenger RNA of Danaus chrysippus (African queen), 894 nucleotides long. The record is from the annotation of a GenBank genome assembly. NCBI's taxonomy places the organism in Eukaryota, Metazoa, Arthropoda, Insecta, Lepidoptera, Nymphalidae.